AUGGCAAAAAAGACAAGCAACGCCCACUGCAUCUAACUCAACACAACAAGCUACCAUUAAGAAGAGCACAAUGGCACGGGCUGGAUCACAGAAGUUGUCAAAACAGCCAUUACCAAAAGCUUCCUCUCCCUUUCUCUCCUCUACUGAUCUAUCUCCAAAUGCAACAAAACAUGUCCGCAAAAAGACCACCUAAACUAGCCCCUUCCAUCUUCCUCUUCCUCCUUGUACUCCUCCAUGACCAAAUCCAUGCAAGCCCAAUAAAAAGUGUUGUGGUAUUAGUGAUGGAAAAUCGUUCUUUUGAUCACAUGCUAGGUUGGAUGAAGAAAAUCAACCCUGAAAUCAAUGGUGUUGAUGGCACUCAGUGGAAUCCACUGAACAUAACGGAUCCAAAUUCACCAAAAUUCUUCUUCAAUAACCAAGCUCAGUAUGUUGACCCUGAUCCUGGCCACUCUUUUCAAGCAAUAAGGGAGCAGAUAUUUGGGUCUGAAGACACGUCCAAGAAUCCUCCUCCCAUGAACGGCUUUGCUCAACAGGCUUUCUCUAUGGACCCAUCAACCAACAUGUCCCGGGAUGUGAUGAACGGAUUCGAGCCUGAUAUGCUAGCUGUUUACAGGGCACUUGUAUCGGAAUUUGCUGUCUUUGACAGGUGGUUUGCUUCGGUUCCAUCAUCUACACAACCCAACCGGCUAUUUGUGCAUUCAGGCACAUCUGCCGGAGCCACCAGCAACAUCCCGGCAAUGCUCGCUAAGGGGUACCCUCAAAGAACAAUUUUCGAAAACCUUGACGAUGCUGGAAUAUCUUGGGGAAUAUACUACCAGAACAUCCCGGCCACAUUGUUUUAUAGGAACCUAAGGAAGGUCAAGUACACUUCUAGAUUCCAUCCUUAUGACUCGUCGUUUAAGAAGGAUGCGGGAAAAGGCAAGCUUCCUGGUUAUGUUGUGAUUGAGCAGCGGUACACGGACUUGAAGACAGCCCCUGCCAACGAUGAUCAUCCUUCCCAUGAUGUUUAUCGAGGGCAAAUGUUUGUCAAAGAGGUGUACGAGACACUAAGGGCAAGUCCACAAUGGAAUGAGACACUGUUAGUAAUCACAUACGACGAGCAUGGUGGGUUCUACGAUCACGUGGCUACACCUGUAAUUGGGGUCCCUAGUCCGGACGGGAUUGUGGGACCAGCGCCUUUUUUUUUCAAGUUCGAUAGACUCGGGGUUAGAGUUCCCUCUAUCAUGGUCUCCCCGUGGAUAGAGAAGGGCACCGUUGUCCACGGACCCAAUGGGUCACCAUUUCCAACGUCAGAAUACGAGCACUCAUCCAUUCCUGCGACGGUGAAGAAGCUCUUCAACAUGACCACUUUCUUGACAAAGAGGGAUGAAUGGGCGGGUACCUUUGAAGGCAUCGUACAGACUCGGACUGAGCCUAGAACUGAUUGCCCAGAGCAACUACCGAUUCCAACUCGGAUCAGGAAGAGUGAGCCCAAUGAAGAUGCCAAGCUUACCGAAUUUCAGCAGGAGCUACUACAGCUUGCAGCUGUGCUAAAAGGAGAGGAUACUUUGACGAGUUACCUUGAAAAGAUAGGGAAGGAAAUGACAGUCAAGCAAGGGAAUGAUUACAUGGAGGAUGCAGUGAAACGAUUCUUGGAAGCAGGCCUUCAUGCUACGAGGAUGGGAGUCGAUGAAGAACAAAUUGUUCAAAUGAGGCCCUCCCUCACUACAAGAACAUCCAAACCAACAACCAAUCAACCAUGAUGAUCUUUGUUACAUGCUCAGCAACAUUAGCAAUUGUAUACACAGAAAAAAAACAUAAAUAAUUGUGAAACAAAUAAAGGUUUCUCCAUUUCUUGCUA
This is a messenger RNA of Populus trichocarpa (black cottonwood), 1840 nucleotides long. Its product is annotated as non-specific phospholipase C2. The coding region runs from base 159 to 1742 and encodes 527 amino acids. NCBI's taxonomy places the organism in Eukaryota, Viridiplantae, Streptophyta, Magnoliopsida, Malpighiales, Salicaceae. The record is from RefSeq and is a predicted model, not a curated record. The transcript has 5 exons. Gene Ontology annotation, biological process: phospholipid catabolic process. Gene Ontology annotation, molecular function: hydrolase activity, acting on ester bonds.